CUGUGGUCGGCGGGCGCGAGCCGUCAGUCCGGGAAGGCGCACCGAUGAGGGAGCACGCGUCGCGCUCUCCGGCCGACACGACGAACGCGCGCUCGCGAGUGUCUACCGCUGCCGCCGAGUUUAUUUGAGAACUUUGUUUUAUUUUAAUUAGUGGCUUGUGAACAUGAGGUGUUUAGUGGUGUUGUUGUUGUUGGCGGGCUGUGCGAGCCUGUCGGCCGCCGCCGGCCUGCCCUGCGCCCUGUCCCUGGACUUCUUCGGCAGGCACAACGUAACAGCUGAUGAUAAAGACGUACCAGGUCAAAUAUGCGGCGGACAUUGUUGCGGCAGGGGGCGCGAGCUGCAGGUGCAGACCGCACUGCGACGCGCAGCCGAGGUCAGCACCACUGGGCCUGUACAGAGGACCGGGAACCUGCUGCUCAAUACCAAGAGGUCUUUACAAGAUCACCUCAUGGGAUUAUCGCAUCUGUCACAGAACAAGACAGCCACGUUGUUCACGCAGCUGUACCGAGGACACGCGACGCGGACGGUCAUGCCUCUAGCGAACCUUUACGACGACAUCCGAUUAAUUUUACGAUCCGAAGGGGAUCUCUCCACCGAAGGCCUCAGUGCUGGACCACCGAAGGACCUGACCGUUACUACGAAGAAGUUCUUCAGAGAGCUGUUCCCUGUGGCCUACCACAAUGUGCUGAAGCUGGACGCCAAGCAGUUCACGCCUGAUUACGAAAUAUGCCUCAAGGACGCAUAUGAUGCGGUCCAGCCAUUUGGAGAUGUGCCACAACAGCUUGGUACGUCGUUAGCGCGGUCGCUGGAGGCGGCUAGAGCGCUGCUGCAAAUGUUGGCAGUGGGGGCUGAUACGCUGUCGGCUGCUGAGCAUGUGCUGGCCAGUGGGGCUGAUAACUGCGCUGAAAGACUGCUGCGGACUGGCGGCUGCUCGCGCUGCCACGGUCAUGAAGCCAGGCCUUGCAGAAACUACUGCCUUAAUGUGGCAAGGGGGUGCAUCGGUUCUCUACUGUCGGAGCUGGACGGUCCCUGGGCAGGCUACGUGGAAGGCGUGGAGAGACUCACCAAGGUGGACGCAGACGUCGCCCUCAGGGAGCUGGAGACGAAGGUCUCCAAAGCCAUAAUGUACGCGCUCGAGAACAGGGCUGUCUCAGAAAAUAAGGUCCGUCAAGAAUGCGGUCCUCCAUCCACAAUGGACAAGCCGGGUUCAUCUUCAGCCCAGCCCACAGCUGGUCCGAUCCGUCGCGACAACCUCCGAGCCCCACCACCAGACACGGAACUCCUUCAGUUCGCAGCGACCCUGGCAUCCACGAAGAAACUGUUCGCCGGACUCUCUGAUAGGAUCUGUGAUGAACCAGAUUUUGCUGCCGAUGAUAAUGAAAAGUGUUGGAAUGGAAUCGCUGUUGCAGAUUACACAAAGCCGGUGGUAGCGUCUGCCUCACUGAGUGACCAGAAAUACAACCCGGAGAUCAGCGGCAGUCCGCCACAGGACUCAAGAGUCGCCAGCUUAGGAGACAGAUUGCAGCAAGCUAGACAGUUGCUAGUGACGUACUCACGUAGCAAGGAGCUCUCUGCGGAGGCGUUCAUGCAGGGAGACGAAGCAGGAGAGGAGGGGUCAGGAUCUGGUCGCAGCUACCCUGAGGACUACGACUCUGAAGGGUCGGGAGACGACGGCUCCGGCGACCAUGAAGGACAAAACAGACCGAAUCUGAACGAGUCACCUCCCGACUCUUCAACACCGAAGGUCUUCAACGGCGCCAGUCCUCGACACAGCGCGUCCCUACUAGUGCCGGUACUAUGCGCACUGGUCGCAUCCGUCGCACGACUCACCUAGGCCUCGUCGCAGCGCACGUAAGAAUAACCAUAUCAUUUUGUGUGACGUCAUGAGUGAUCGUGUGUUUGACUGCCAAGCACGGAGCUCAGCCUCUCGUGCCGUCUCGCUCACACGUACGAGCGAGCCCGCUGUGCGAGUGCGAGGAACAUAGUGUAGUGACGCAAUAAAAGACACGUGAGUGAUGCGUAGUGCGAGCGUUCGUUGUAGCUAGUCCUGAACUACGGUAGUACCCGUCGCCAGAUUUCCGCGUAUUUACAAAGAUGUUUGAUAAGAUUUUAUAAUGAAAUCUCGUAACGAUGCACGCGACAUCUCGUUGCAUAUAAGGUAUUUUAACGUUUGUAAAUGUACACUGAUGUACAGUGCAUAUCCCAGUUAAUGUACAGUGCAUAUCGAUGUUGUCUUCAUUUUGUAAAUAUUUUUUUGAACAUUCUUCUUAGACUUAGGUGAAAAUAUACAUUGUAAUGGAAGCUCUGCAUUUAAACAUUUCGACGUGAAAUUGUGAACUUUAUUGUCAUAAUAAUUAAUAAAUUAUUUGAAAGUCUUUAAUCACUGUUGACACUAGCUGAUUGGCAAUAAUUUUAUUAAGAGAAUGUAUAACGAUUAGAAGCGAGUGAGAACUCUUAAAUAAGGAUUGUGUGUACAGAUUGUGUAAAUACCUGAAAUCCUACUGGUCUAGGUGCUUAGCUAGUAAAUAUAUUUCGUUGCCAUAUUAAUAUUACGGAUAUUAUUAUUUAUAAUAUUAAUUAAGUCAUAAUUUAAACUAAUAUUAUGUUAUGUGAUACUGAUUAGUUGGUAAGUUGGUGCACUCGAUGCAUUGUAUUGUUUAUAUACGGUUUGUUCGAGCAUUAUAUAGCUGAUUAAGUAUUUAAAUCCAACAUCUAAAUGCAAAUACAAAGUUCCGACAUAACAAAGUAAACGAUAUUAUUAUAAAUAGCUGUACGUUUGUUGUGUAUACAUUGUUUACUGCAGGCCUAAAUACCCGUGUUUAUCUGUCUACAAAUAUAUCAUUUCUAUAUAAUACACAAGUAACUGUAGGAGGAAACAAAAUGACAAGAUGAAAGAAAAAAAUAUAAAAUAAAAAUAUAAGUUAUAUUGUAGCAAUAAAAUACGUUUGUAAAUUGCUUUAAAGAUUAGUGAAUAUAUAUGAAGUGUUGCGGUCAUGUAAUGGCUGCGGUUUGUAUGUAUCGUAGAUAAUAUGGAGUGUUAUGUGAGGACCAUUUGGAAUGUACGCCAUGUCGCUACCGCUACCACCGUAAAGCUGUAAUACCGUGCCACUUACAUAGCCAAUACGAUUUAAUGACUUGUGAAACUUGCAAUUAAAUUCUCGUUGGGAUAUAUGAAUUGAUAAGUCUCUACAAAUUAACUAAAAAUCAUGGUUUACUCACGUAAAUUAAUGGAAAAAGGUCUACAUAGAAAAGCAUCGUCUGCGCACGCUGCUUAUGAGAAGAGUCCCUCUGUGACUCGAAACUAGUAGAGCUUUUCUCCAUUAAUUUACGUGAGUAAACUGAAAUGUUUAGUUAAUUUAGAAUGUCUCACGAUAGUUAUUAUAAAAGUUUCUACAAAAUAAGUUACAGAAAGGGACUCAAACUUAUAGCCUCUAAAUAGUCCGAGUCUCAUUUGUGUUACUUAUUCAAAAUGUAUCAAUUCUAUAUCAUAUCAAACUAGUAAAAACUAUAAAAGAUAUUAAUUUUCAUUAUUAUUAGCACAGUGGACCAUAAAUUAAACAUUAAACGUCACUUGCACAUCACUAAAUAAUCAAAUAACAAUGUCACUUCUAGGUUGCCAUCAGAAAAAAAAAACAGAAUGUCAGUUAACAUUAGUGACGUUUAAUUCUGUUUACGAAAUUCAAUUUUUAAUUUAUUAUUGAGAUAAUAUCGUUCAAAUUUGUCUAGUAUGGUGUUAUUAUAGUCGACUGUACUGAAAUUGUGAAAGUCCAAAGAAUACUGUCUGACAAGAAAAAUUGUAAAAUUACAAGAAUACUUGUAACUGGAAAAUUCUAGAAUAACAUACAAAUUCAUAAAUACACAUACAGAUAGGUAUACAAAAAUAGUUGUGUUCACAAGUCAUUAAACAAUAACCCUGUGUAUUAAGUUUGAAGGGGGUUGUCGAAUAAGUUUUCGCGUUUGAUCCGAGCUCUAGCCCCUUGACCGAGAAACUCGAGUAUGUUGAUCAGUUUCAAGUGUCGUUUUAGGAAAUUGCGCUCUUCGGGACAACGGGGAAAAUGUUCACAACCUUGACCUUUAUUGGUCUUUAUUGAGAACAAAUAACAACAACUAAGUUGGUGUUAUUGUCUUGCCUUGAUUUUUUAUUGAUUUUUCAUAUCACAUGUAAAACACAUGUAAAACAAAGAAAUAAAUGAAAUAUAAACUACUUAGAUAAAAAUAACGUAAUUAUCCUUCAGUAUCGAACUGAAGCGCAAAUGUAAAGAAAUACCGUAUUUGAAAAGUUGAUACAACGUCAAAGAAGAUUGUUGAACUUAUCACAUCUCACCCUUUCAAAGUACGCAGCGUUUAUUGUAAAGAGAAGAGCGUAGUACGCGCAGUACGCGGCUCGGGAUUACAUAAACCGUACAACGUAUCGCUUUUAUAAAGGCGGAACAAAGCGUAGCGACAUGUAACCCAAAACUCAAUGUAAAUAUUGUUGGAGAGUAUAUAGAGUGGAGUCGAGACAAUUGCUGUUAUAUCUGAGUAUAUAAUAUGGAAAUAAAUUCUGUACUAUA
Spodoptera frugiperda (fall armyworm) is the source of this 4553-nucleotide messenger RNA. It is a transcript of the gene dally, whose product is annotated as division abnormally delayed protein. Gene Ontology annotation, biological process: regulation of protein localization to membrane; positive regulation of canonical Wnt signaling pathway; cell migration. NCBI's taxonomy places the organism in Eukaryota, Metazoa, Arthropoda, Insecta, Lepidoptera, Noctuidae. Bases 164 to 1834 code for a protein of 556 amino acids. Gene Ontology annotation, cellular component: plasma membrane; cell surface; extracellular region. The transcript has 9 exons. The record is from RefSeq and is a predicted model, not a curated record.